Messenger RNA from Dreissena polymorpha, 602 nucleotides. Its product is annotated as complement C1q tumor necrosis factor-related protein 3-like. The record is from RefSeq and is a predicted model, not a curated record. Bases 30 to 602 code for a protein of 190 amino acids. The transcript has 2 exons. Gene Ontology annotation, molecular function: protein binding. Lineage: Eukaryota; Metazoa; Mollusca; Bivalvia; Myida; Dreissenidae.
UUUCUAAUGCAAAAGACUUUGCUGAAAAUAUGAACUAUACUGGCAACAUGUCAAAGGUUCGUGACAAUCCAACAAAACAAUCGUCGACAAUCAACCAUCUCAACAAACGCAUCGAAAAUGGACAAAAGAUAAAAGGUUAUGAUUCGAACAGUCACACAACUAGAGCGCGCCAUGCAGGGACUGAUUUGGUUGCAGUCUUUGCCGCGCUGACCACCAACGCAGAACAUCUUGGCAAAGGCCAAAACCUGAAGUUUGAUCAUGUUAUCACCAACGAAGGCUCGGCAUAUAAUCAGCACUUGGGAGCUUUCGCUGCCCCAGUGUCCGGCUUCUACGUUAUCAUGUCCACACUUCUAUCACAACCUGGACACAGCGGGCAUUUCCAAGUGGUUCGCAAUGGAAAUGCUGUUUGUUAUAUGUACUUUGACGGAGUUGGUGGAAAUUUCGAUACAAGCGCAGGUAGCUUUGUAUUGCGUCUCAACAAGGGUGAUGUGAUUUCCAUACAAAAUGCGGAUCCUGGAGAGGCAGUCUGGGGAGGUUACUACUCAUACUUUUCUGGGUUUCUUCUGAAAGAGGUGGACCCAGAAAUUUUAGUUGUUGGAUAA